UGCGUGACAGUUGUCGCGGGGGGAGGGUGAGCCCAGGCAAUGGGGAGGGAGUGUAAAUAGAGCGAAGGCGGCAGCGCAUCGGCCCCUUCACCUCCCGGCGACCUGCGAAGACCCCCGGAGUAAGAUGGAAGAAGAUGAGCAAGAGCAGCGGCGCAGAAAAGUGGAGGCCGGGAGAGCGAAGCUUGCUCACUUCCGACAGAGAAAAACAAAAGGUGACUGUGCGCAUUCGAAGAAAACGCCGGCGAAGAGGAAGGGCGCGGCUGUCGAUGCGCCUGACCAGGAGGAGAGUCCGGUAGCUGCGGCCGAGGCUGCCGGACUCCUGGGAGGCCGGGCCGUUGGCAAGAACGCGUCGUGCAGCGACACCCCUGAUGGCGCAGGAGCCCCUCAGCUGCAGGAGCCCGGUGGAGCGGGGACGCCGCAGAAGCUGGAAGACGACAGUCCGGAGCAGCCUAGGGUGAUGACGAAGGAGCUGGAGCUGGAAGUGCUGCGCCUGAGCCUGAGCGACAUGCACACGGCGCGGCUGGAGCUGACGCAGGCGCACCUGCAGCGCGAGAAGGAGGCGGCGCUGGCCGAGCUGCGUGCCGAGCUCGCCGGGCGGCACGCGCAGGAGCGGGCCCUGCUGCAGAGCCGCGCGUGCAGGGAGCUGGAGCUGGUCCGGGAGGAGGCAGCUGACCUGAAGGAGAAGCUACAAUCAGAAAUGGAGAAAAAUGCCCAGAUGAUAGAGACCCUGAAGCAAGACUGGGAAUCCGAGAGAGACUUGAGCUUAGAAAACCUACGCCGAGAAUUAUCGGAAAGGCAUCGGUCAGAACUGGAGAAUUUACAAAACCAGUUUAAGAAAGAAUUGGCAGAACAGAAGGCUGAGUUGGAGAAGGUUUUUCAAGACAAAAAUCAGGCUGAAUUUUCCCUUCAGACUCAGGAGGCUCAGCAUGAGGCGGCCCUGAGCAAGUUACGCGCGGACCUGCAGUUGGAACACUGCCAGUACGUGGAAGACCUGGAGCUGAAAUUCAGAGAAAAGGAAAAGGAAAAGCAGCUUGAGUUGGAGAACCUGCGCGCCUCGUACACGGAGCUGCAGGCCCAGUCACAGGAGGAGAUCCGGCGCCUGGGGGCCCAGCUGGAGUCUGCAAGGUCCAGCAGGCGGGAGCCGAGUGAGUUACCCGAGCAGCUCCUGGCCCGAGCGUCUCACGUGGAGGGGCUAGAACACCUGACGCGGGCCUUAGAGCAGCAGCAGGAGGCGAGAACCAGGCACGAGGCUCAACUGGAACAGCUGAGAAUCUCUUCUGAAGAGAAGUUGAGGGAGGCUGAGAGGGGCCACCAGGAGGACCUGACCCUGUUACAGCAGCAGCUGCAGGGCGGGAAGGACAGCUCCCCGCCGGAGGCUGUGGGAAUCAGUGCCUGUUCAGAAGAGACGCCUGAAGAAGAAGGAAGAGACCGUCUUGAUCAACUCGGCCUUCAGCUGGAGCAGCACGAGGAGAGCCUGGGGUUACGCACACAGCUAGAAGGAAACCACCAGCGCCAACUAGCAGCGGGGAAGUCCUCCCAGGAAGUCCAGCAGGAGGCGGGCCUCGCGGGGACCCAGGUGUUGGAAGAGGAGCAGCAUGUGUGGCCUUCGGAAGAGCCCGGCCCAGAGCUCUCCCGGGUGCCCCUCCUGUGUGCACACAGCACGGCCUUGGAGGAGGCAGCCGGAGACUUGGGUCUGGAAACCAUGCACAAGGCUCAUCUCCUGCUUCUUCUGACGGAGCUCAAGGAAGAAAUCGACCUCUUAAAAGUAGAAAAUAGAAAUUUACAUGAGAAAUUGCAGCACGAAAUCCGCCUAAAAGAGGACUUGGAGCAAGUGAAAUGUACUUUAGUGGAAGCCCACCAGGAAGCACUGAAGAGCGCUAAGGAGAAGCUUGAGCUAAUGAGACGAGGCGAGAGAGAGGCCGAGUGGGAAGUCACGAGUGAGGACCCGAGGAGAGGGGCCGAAGAGAGGCCGACGCAGCUGCUCCUCGAGCUGCGGGAGCAGGCCGAGUCCGAGAAGCUGUCCAUGAUGCACAGGCUUGAGCUUCGAGAAGCCGAAAUGAGGCAGCUGCAGGACCAGCAGGCAGCCCAGAUCCUGGACCUGGAGGGGUCGCUGAUGGAGCAGCAGGGCCGCCUGAGGCAGCUGGAGCUGGGGCUCUCGGGGGACGAGUCUCUGCAGUGCAGCCAGUGUGGCCGGGAGCUGGGCGGUGGUCUGGCCCCCACGGACCGGGACCACCUGAAGGAGGACUGUGCUCUCCAGCUGAAGCUGGCCCAGAGCAGGUUUUUAGAAGAACGUCGAGAAAUCACAGAGAAAUUUGCUGCAGAGCAAGACACUUUCCUGCGGGAGGCCCGGGAGAAGCACGCCCGCGAGCUCCAGCUGCUCCAGGAGAGUCACCGGCAGCACGUCCUGUCCUUGACGGCGGAGCUGGAGACCCGGCACCAGGCUGAGGUGGACGUGCUGAGGGCUUCUUUGGAGCGAGAGUGGUGGGCUCUCUCAGAAGCCCGCGUGGCUGAGCUGCAGACAAAACACGCUGCGGAAAUCAGUGCUUUGGAGACCAGACACGCGUCACGCCUGGACGCUUUGGAGUCGCGUUACCUGUCUGAGAUGCAGACCUUGCUGGGCCUGGAGGAGCAGCUACAGAAAGAGGAUGCUUCUCACCACAUGGUCUUGACUUGGGUGUUAGAGAAGCUGAAGCUGAAACACGAUGAAGAGCCCCAGUCCACAGAGGACGGCCUGAGAGCGGGAGAGAACACAGAGCACGUGGAGGGUGUGAGAGCCUCCUGGCUGCGCGGAGCUCGCCAGCAGGGCGCUGCGGUUCCUGCGGAGCUGGAAGAGGAGGAGAAGCAGCGGCUCUGCUGUCGGGAGGAGAUUGAGCUGCUGAAGUGUCGGUCGGAGGCGCUGCUGGAGCAGCACAUCACACAGUUAAAGGGUGAAUUUGAAAGUGAAAAGAAAGCUGCUUUGCAUGAAAAAGAGGCGAUACAUAAACUUGAGCGCGAGCAGGCACAGUCUCUUUACCAAAAAGAGAAAGAGUCUCUGUCUCUGCAGCUUCGGGAGAAGAAUAACCAAAUUCUGCAGCUAAAAGACCAGAUUUUAUCCUUAAGUCAUGAGAUAGAAGAGCGCCAUUCCGAACUGGAGAGGCUUCAGCAAAGGCGGGAAAGGGAGAACCAGGAGGAAACAACUCUCAUCUCAAUGCUCAAGUCCGACAUCGACCUGUCCCACAGCGAGAGGAGAGCUCUCCGGGACGCCCUGAGGAGGCUGCUGGGCCUGUUUGGGGAGACGCUCAAGGCCGCCGUUGCCCUGAAGAGCCGCAUCGGUGAGCGCGUGGGGCUCUGCCUGGAGGACGAGAGCCCGCCUGCAGCCCCAGCCCUGGACGAGGUGUGGCCCGGGCUCGACGCGGCCCUGCCGGAGCUGGACAGCGCAUCGCCCGAGUGUGCCGAGACGUCGUCAGUGGCUGAGAUUAGCAGUCAUGUCUGUGAGAGCUUCUUCAUGAGCCCAGAAAGCACGCUGGAGUAUGAGCGGCCCGUCAGGAGGAUCUACCGGAGCCUGGGCCUGGCGGUGGACGGCCUCCUGGAGAUGGUCCUGGACUCCACCAGGCAGCUGGAGGAAGCACGUCAGAUUCAUUCUCGUCUUGAGAAGGAGUUCAGCUGCAAGAGCGAGGAGACGGCGCAGGUGGUGCGGAAGCACCAGGAGCUGCUGGAGCACCUGGACGCGGAGAGCGCGGCCAAGGCCCGGCUCGAGCUGGCGCUGCACACGGCGGAGGGCAUCGUCGAGGGCUUCACAGAGGAGAGGGCCAGCCUGCAGGAGGCACUGGGCCGGAAGGAGGCGAGUGAGCAGGGCCUGGUGGCUGAGCUGGAGGGCCUGAGGCAGCAGCUGCAGUGUGCGGCCCGACGGCAGGCGGAGCUGCAGGAGGAGAACUCCGUGCUGUGGAGCCAGAAGGAAGCCUUGGCUGUGGAAGCCGGAGAGAGGGAGACCGCUCUUCAGAAGGAAGUGGAGUCGCUCACCAAGGAGCAGUCGGAGACCAAGGAGCAGUCGGAGAAGGACCGCUCAGCGCUGCUGUCCCAGAUGAGGCUCCUAGAGGCAGAGCUGGAGGAGCAGCUCUCGCGGCAGCAGGCGUGUGCCCGGCAGGCCGAGGAGCUCUCCGCCCUGAGGCAGCAGAUGGGCUCCCUGGACCAGCAGCUGCGCCGCCAGCGCCAGUUCAUGGACGUGCAGGCGGUGGAGCGGGAACGCGAGCGCGAGGACUUCCAGCAGGAGAUCCAGAGGCUGGAGGAGCAGCUCCGCCAGGCAGCCCGGCUGCGACCGCCGGGUCCCUGCGGCAGCGACAUUGAAUUGUUAGAAGAAAAAUUGAGAGAAAAAUCAAAUGGACUUAAUGAACUGAUUAUAAAGAAAGAGUUGGCAGAUAGACAAGUAUUAAUCCAGGAAGAGGAGAUAAAACGUCUGCAGGAGACGAACGCCAGCACCACGAGAAAACUGAUGCAGCUCCAGGGAGAACUGGAGAGACAGUGGAAAGCUGCGAGGGACCUGGAGCAGGACAAAGAGGCAUUACAGGAACAGCAGAUGAGUAACUUGCUCCUGGUGUCCACACUGCAGUCUAAACUGGAUGAGGGCAAAUGCCUGGGGUCACCUGCGGGCAACCGUCCUGACGAUGCAGAAGUCCAGCUGGAGGCGGUGCACAGGACGCUGCUGCAGCAUGAGGACGAGGUUUUGUAUAACAGAAGUUCUGAAAUUGAAGAGCUGAAAUCCAUUAUUGAGAAUUUGCGAGAGAACCAAGAGAGGUUACAGAAGGAUAAAGCACAGGAGAUUGAACAGCUCCAUGAGGUCAUCGAGAAACUGCAGAGGGAGCUCCCCCUCGGGGGACCCGCAGCGCCCCAGGCCGGUGAUGGCAGAGCCGCCAGCCUGCAGAGCGAGCUGCUGGGCCUCCCGGCUGAAGGAGCCAAGGCCUGCGCGGAGCUGGAGGGCGAGCUGCGUGCCGCCCUCGAGGCCAAGGAGGCCCUGAGCCGGCUGCUGGCCGAGCAGGAGCGCGGGCACGGCCAGGCCCUCGAGGCCCUCCAGCAGCGCCUGCAGGCCGCAGAGGAGGUGGCCGUGCGGCAGCUGGCCGCGUCGGGGCCCGGCGCCGCCCUCAGGGAGGCCGAGGUCCAGGCCCUGGCCUCCCAGAUCCGCGAGUUCGAAGCUGCCCUGCGAGCCAAGGAAGCAAAGAUCGCAGAGAGAGAGUUAGAAAUCGACGCUCUGCACCGGCAGAAGUCAGCCCACUCUGCCGAGCUGGAGGCCAUCCUGGCGGCCGUGGCCCGCUUCCGCUGCGCCCUAGAGCAGCAACUCCUGGCGGCCUCUGGGGAGCCCCCCGAGCUGCAGCGGCUCCGGGCGCAGUGCGUCCGCCUCAGCUGCCAGCUGCAGGCGCUCAACCAGCGCUUCCUGAGGUGCCAGAGGGAGCCGGACGAGCGGCAGGCGCACGGGGCCCAAGUGGCAGGCAGUUCCGGGGGGUGGGCAUCCUGGGGAGAAGAGGCCUCCUGCCACGAAGAGGUGGAACAGGAUGUGUGUGGCAGGUGGCUGGCUGAGGCCCCCCACGGCCAUGGCGGUAACUCACAGAGCCCUAUUAAGGAGGAUCCGCAGCUGGCCAAAGCCCUGCCGACGUUGACCCGCGCAGGUCUCAGCCAGCAGGACAGCGUGAUGUCGGUGCUCGCGGUGUGCCAGCGGCAACUGGAGUCUGAGCUGCUGUUAGUGAAAAAGGAAAUGUGCCUGCCUGCAGAGAGCGGAGUGUCGGGAACAGCGAAGGGUAAGGAAAAACUACUGGAAGAUUGUCAGCUGCGGAAAGUUGAUCUCAUAGAUCAGGUGAAACAACUUCAAGAAAAACUGAACCAUCUGGUACAUUGCAUGAGCUUCCAAAACGUCAGGACAGAGGACUUGAAAUAUCAACAGGCAUUGGAAUCUCCACAUGUUUUAGAAAAUAAUGCGAGUGAUAGUUCCAGUAACAGUGAAGAAACUGACAGAUCAUCUUCUGUUGAUGCAUUUAAUGUCACAUGGGAUCUAGUUGACAUUAUUGGAAAUCAAGAUGCGUUGAUACAAAACGAGGUGCCAGAUACUUCCACAGGAGAGCAGGUUGCUUUGCAAGACAGGUCACUCUGCUCACAGGGGAGCUUGUACGGGUGUUCCCGUGACCUCUCCCACACCCAGGGGACCAAGCCCUUGAAGAAAGUGCUCAGGACGAUGGACCUGUCCUCCUGGAGCUCCCCUGAGGUCGUCAGGAAGGACUCAAUCUCUGAGCGCCCCCCCAGCCUGCCCCUCACACCCUGCUUGGAUGCCCUGAGCCAGUGCAGUCUGGACACCUCCCUGUGGGACGGGACGAGCACCCAGCUGCUCCAGGCUGACCAGUUAGGGCUGCUUUGUUACCCGGGCGAGUCAGCAGCAGGAACGGCCCCUAAGUGGGCGGUGUCUCCGUUAGCUGCAGACGGGGCCCCCUCCAUCGACCACCAUGCUCAGCGGGUGCCUGUGGAGAAAGAUGUUGAAGAUUUUAUCAUAACGUCUCUUGAUUCUCAAGAAAAGUCAAGAUCACCUCCUCUUGGGUUAGAAGGAAAAAGCGAUGGAAAAAGCGAUGGCGCGGGGUUUGGAAAGGCACUAAGCCGAGACUCGGGAAGACCGGGAGCACCCACUGCUGGUCCCGCAGCGCCUCUCACCCCCCGGGGGUUCCGACGGCCGCUGGGCGCCAGGAAGCAGAAGGAAGUCCAUCCGAAGCAAGUGAAGGCUUUGCUGCAGAUGGUGUGUGACGAGAGCCACCACAUCCUGGCCCUGUCCGAAUACCGUGGACCCCCGAGCAUGCUGAGCAGGGGCGAGCCCAGCGCCCCCCUCGGGUGCCUCACGAUGGGGGGCCAGGGCCUGCUGGAGGCAGCACCAGCUCCCAGGGAGCAUCCCACCCCAGGACCCCCAAAGGGGGAGAAGGAACCUUCCAAUGUGGGCCUCGACUGGAGAAGGGAAUUUCUGCGGAUCGUGCAAGAGGCCUUUGAAAAGGAGCGGGAGAUACUGAGAGUCGAGCUGUGGCCCCGGCCCUGUGGCUCAGGCCCUGGGGGCUGCGGCUCCCUGUUGGAGAGGCUGGAGAAGGUGGUCCAGGAGCAGGGGGACCUGCAGGAGAGGUCCUUGGAGCACCUUCGCCUGUCGGACAGGAGCAGCCUGAUGUCCGAGAUCCAGGCUUUGCGCGCCCAGCUGCGGAUGACGCACCUGCAGAACCAGGAGAAGCUGCAGCAGCUGUGCGUGGCACUGACCAGCGCAGAGGCCCGCGGGAGCCGCCAGGAGCACCAGCUGCGGAGGCAGGUUGAGUUAUUGGCGUAUAAGGUUGAGCAGGAAAAAUGUAUAGUAAGCGACCUGCAGAAAACCCUGAACGAAGAGCAAGAGAAAGCAAAUAACGUCCGGAAGCUGCUGGUGGUGGAACAGAACACAGUCAGAGAUCUGAAAUCUGAGCUCUGCGAGUGUAGACAGGACAAGGAGCGGCUGCUGAAGUCCCUCGACGAGGUGCAGAAGGAGGUCCUUCAGCUGAGGUCAGUGCUGGACAGUAAGGAGGAUGACCUGCAGGCUGCGCUGCAGCAGCUGGAGGCCGAGCGCACCAAGGAGCGGGCCCUGCAGAGCCGGCUGGAGGAGGAGCGGCUGCAGUGCCUGCAGAAGGAGGGCCAGAGCGCCAGGACCCUGGAGGAGUUAAGGGCGUCUUUGGAGAAGCAGUGCGCUCAGAGUAACCAGCUGUGCGUGGCGCUAAAACACGAGCAGACGGCCAAGGACAACCUCCGGAAGGAGCUGCAGAUCGAGGCCUCGCGCUGCGAGGCGCUGCUGGCGCAGGAGCGUGGCCGCCUCUCGGAGCUGCAGCGGAGCCUGGAGGCCGAGCAGGGCCGCUCCCGCGAGCUGUCCGAGGCCCUGCAGCACGAGCGCCUGCUCACGGAGCGGCUGAGCCGGCGGCCACAGGACAAGCAGGCGCAGCCGGCUCUGCUGCAGAAGCUCAGGGGCUGCGAGGCCCGCGUGCUGGAGCUGGAGGUGGCGCUGGAGGCCGCGCGGCAGCGAGCCCUGGAGGCUGAGGCCCACGUGCACCGCCAGGACGUGGAGAGGGAGCAGGAGCGAGAGUUAGAGCUGCAGCGCCAGCGGGAUGAGCACAAGAUCCUGCAGCUCCAGCAGACGGUGAGGGAGCUGCAGGCGAGGGAGGCCGCGCGCCCCCGCCCGGAGCCAGAGUCGGAGCCCGCGCGCCCCCAGGAGCAGCAGCGGGGCCUAGAGAAGGUGCGGCAGCAGCUGCUCUGUGCUGCGGGGCUUCUGACCAGCUUCAUCAACCAGACAGUGGACAGGACCAUCAGUGAUUGGACGUCGUCAAACGAGAAGGCAGUGGCGUCCUUGCUUCACACGCUGGAGACGCUCAAGUCUGAAUUGGGCGCGUCCAGCUCCUGCCGGAAGAAGACGACGGUGGAGCUGCAGGUCCAGCUGGUGGACGUCCUGCUGAAGGACAAUGAGUCCCUGAGCAGAGCGCUCAGCAUGGUGACGCGGGAGAGGGCGGAGCUGUGCAGGGCCGUGUCCCGGCUGGAGAGGAGCCCCCGGGCCCCGGGGACCCCGCAGGAGGGCUGCGCGCGCAGGAGGUCGGACAGGUCUGUGUGGAAGCAGGACAGGAUGGGCUCGCUGGGCUCAGCACGACACCCAGACCCAGCACUGCCCACACCAGAAGCUGGCGCCUGCAAUGCCAAGAUGGAAAAAUUGUACCUGCGUUACCUGAGAGCAGAGAGCUUUAGAAAAGCCCUGAUUUAUCAAAAGAAGUAUCUUUUGCUGUUGAUUGGUGGAUUCCAGGACUCUGAACAAGAAACGCUCUCCAUGAUCGCCCACUUGGGAGUAUUUCCGUCCAAGGCAGAUAGGAAAGCGGUGGCGGCACGCCCUUUCACAAAAUUCCGCACUGCCGUCAGGGUGGUGAUCGCUGUCCUAAGGUUACGCUUUUUGGUUAAGAAAUGGCAACAAGUAGAUGGCAGAGGAGCCCUAGCGCCGGGCCGAGCACCCCGCCCAGGAUUCCUGGUGCCACGGCCGCAGCAGUCUCCACCCGACACCCGCGCAUCCCCACCAACCCGGGACGUGUCUUCCAGCCACGCCAGGGGCCCUGUGCCAAAAGCAUCCCCACGCAGGAGGGAAAGAUCAAAUCCGUCCCCAAAUCCCAGAUCAGAAAGAUCCCUGACUGCUUCUCAAGAUCCAGAACAUUCCUUGACGGAAUACAUUCACCAUUUAGAAAUGAUCCAGCAAAGACUGGGAGACGUACCACCAGAUUCUACUUCAGAGAAGUCCUGCUGCCAGAAGAGUAAACAGUGAAUAAAGUCCUGUGACGAUUGUAUUUGAGGAAGAGGUUUGAUUUUCUGUGGGAGCUUGUGAUGUGCGCGUGCUGAGUGGUGCUGAGCGCCAGCCCCGGUGUCGUCAGUUAGGUGCUCUCACCCUUACGCUUUGCUGCAAAGCCAAGUGGAGUAUUUUCUGUGUGAUUUCAGCACAUCUUAGCUUCUUACCUUGAUGAGGUAGCUGUGUGCUCAUGAGUGACGGGCGUCUGCCCGGUUCUCUGUUGGUCGAGCCUCCCUGCCCACCCACAAAGGGUAAGCAGAGGAUGGCUUCCUGUUGUUUAUUUUCUUAAAGUGUACAGCCUGGUUUAAAACAAAAACACACACAAAAACAAAAAGAAUAAAAUUAAAGCCCUGGUGUGUUUGUGAAUAGCCCUGUGUUUUUUUUUUGUUUGUUUGUUUUAUCCAGUCUGCUUUUAUCACGGGCAGAAAAAUAAAACAUAGACUUAGAAUUCACAUUGAACUUCUGUAAGUCAAAAAUUUUCAGUGGAACUUAAAGCACUAGUAAGACAAAUAGCCACAUGCCUAUUGAUUCAUCUUGCUUGGUUUCUUUUAUUUCUGUCAGAUGCUGUCACUACAUAUUUAUUUCUCAUGAUUAUGAUCUUUUCAUGUUUUACUCAUGCUCAUCUGUACCUGGUGGUGGUAUCUAGCCAGUGUCCUUUACCCAAACGUCUGUUGUAAAGGUAUGUUUAUAAGUAUCUCUGUGUUUCUAGGACCUUUGAACAUAACAUUUAUUCUGCUGGGCUUGGUUUUAAUAUAAAACAACUUUUUCCUGAUCACUACUUACUUAUUUUCGAUUUUUAGAUCUUAGACUUACUUAUUUAGAUGUCUGCUUACUUAUUUUAGAUUUUUCUUUCCAGUGCAUGUCUGCAUUUUCCUCUUCUUAGCCAACACUGCCAUAAGGUCACUGUUUUAUAAUCUUCCCACCGAGUCCUGUCUUCUGCUUGAUGUUAUUGAAGCGAAAUCUUGACCAGCUCUGGGAACAGGAAUCCAAGAAAUGUCUCUUCACUUUCCAGAAGAAAGACGUUUGAAAUUGAUGAUCAAAUACUGAAAACAUAACUAUCCAUGUCAUCCACGUUAAGCUAAUGAGGGAGGGAGGGAGGGCCCAUUUAAAGCCACCAGUGGGCGUAACCGUCACACCAACUUGUUACCAUGGGGGUUAGUAAUUACAAAGAAAGAGACAUUCACCCUCCUUUCGUGGAAGAACACAGGUCAGACCUGCUGAUGAGGGAAAUUCUUCAUGGUAAAGCACCCAGCUAAUUAAUAGAGAGGGAGCAAUACAAUUAGAGAACCACCAAUUCUGCCCCCAGCGAAAUAAUCAGUUCACGGUGGGUUCAUCAACAAGUCCUAAAACCAAGGCGAAGUUCCACUUUCACAGUGCAGGGGCCUGGGAGUGUCCACUGUGACCCCGGCUCAUGGCAGGCCUGGCAUGAUGCCGUGUGAGAUGCACAGUCUCCCCCAGUUUACAGAUGGAGGGACAAGUGACACAGAACCACGAGGAAAGAGACACAUGGGAUGUUCUGUAAGUGACUGGCCUGGUUUCGUCAAGUAGACAACAUUACUCAGAAAACAAAAGUGAGGGCCCUGUUUUUUGUUAAAAGAAACUAAGGAGGGCUUCCCUGGUGGCGCAGUGGUUGAGAGUCUGUCUGCCGAUGCAGGGGACGCGGGUUCGUGCCCCGGACCGGGAAGAGCCCACAUGCCGCGGAGCGGCUGGGCCCGUGAGCCAUGGCCGCUGAGCCUGCGCGUCCCGAGCCUGUGCUCCGCAACGGGAGAGGCCACAGCGGUGAGAGGCCCGCGUACCGCAAAAAAAAAAGAAACUAAGGAGACAUAAAUGCAUGUGCAAAAGUUAAUUAGUUCCUAAAUUGGGGAAAGCAGCUAUAAAGUCAUUUUGGGGGUUAACGGGGUAAAUUUGAGUAUGUACUGGAUAGCAGAUUUUAAGGGAAUUUGUGUUAAUUUUCUUAGGUGUAGUCAUGGUUAUAUGAGAAAAGGCUGCUUUUCUGAGGAGCUGUAUGCUGAAUUAUUUAAGAAAAAGGAGCCGUAACAAAUGCAGUUUAUUUUGAAAUGGUUCUGUUAGAAAGAGAGUACACAUAUAUGGAUUAAGUAAACAUGCAAAAUCUUUUAAAAAUAUUGAAUCUAGAUUGAAUCUAGUUAGUAUAUGGUUAUUUAUUUUUUGAAAAUUUUCAUAAUGAAAGAUGAAAAAAACGUCAUGACCAAACUGAAGUCUGACCCAAUACAUUUUAAUCAACUACAGGACUGUGUCAGUCCAGGUGGGAGAACAUAACCACGCUAGGCUUUCCAGCUAAGGGAAUCCAGUACAAGGAUUUGGUCAUUAUGAUGGUGGAGGAGCCCUUUCCCUGGGGCUGGCGGGUCAGCAGAACGGUUCCUGGGACACAGGGACAGAGCCCCCCCUCCAGCAGGAGCUGACCCCUCAGGGGAGAUGCAUCAGCAUCACUGUGGAAGGGAGAGAGACACCCAUCUUUCUCCUCCUGCCCUCCUGUUUGCCAGACUAGACAAGGAUCCUGGGACAGUUCCUUGCAGAAGUCGGCACCUUGUGCAGAGCAGACAAGAAUUGAUCUGAAAGCACACUGGCAGGUGACCCUUUGGCUACGAAGAAUUUGUUCUCACCCACCCAUACUUAGUUACCAAAAUGCACCCACCUGAUGUGGGGCAAACAUUCUUCAUACCGAAGAAGUCCCAUGAGGUGUCGUAUCUCAGUGAUGCAGGCUCUCCAGGUAAUGCCGGACUCCUCCCUCAGGGCUGGGUCUGCCCUUUGCUAAUUGGUGUAGUUAACACACCCAGCAUGUCAUGUCAAGUGGGGGAGGUGAGGAGAAGUCCAGAGCAAGCAUUAACCAGGCCUGCGCCCCCGUUUCAAAGAGUCUUCCUUCUACCAUGUAGGCCUCGUUUUCUGGGCCUCACUGUCCUUUCUGAAAGAUAUGAGACCUUAACAGUCUUGUUUUUAGAGGACUUCCUUUCCUUUUACAGUCGAACCUGGAAGUACUAAGUACGAGGAGGUGCCCAGUGAAGACGUCAGGUACAGAUACAGGCUUUACUGUCCUCGAGUUGUGCUGGCCUCCAGGCUCCCCCUCAGUAAUUGGGAUCAAUCCCACCAGCCGAUGCAGGAACCCUAUCCCUGCUGGUUCAGAGGGGGACCACUGUCACUGGUGGCAGCAGCCUCCCCCCACCCCUGGGACAGCAGAGCCCAGAGUCAGGAUGGAAAGCAAAAAUUCCUCCAGGCUUAUCUGGCGUAGCAGUAAGAGGGGCUCUUCCCAUCUUCUGAUGGCCCCAGGCUGAUGUAUUCUGGCUGUGGGAGAAAUGGCCAUAAGUGGGUCUGCAGUAGGGCAGCCUUCCCACUGUCAGGAGCUGAACUGCUUCUGGGUUGACGUCAGGGAAUCCCAUGGUCGUAAGGCUAGUGCCGCACUUUUGCUAUGAGAGGAGUUUUCUGGUCAGAAGCAGCGAUGGUGAGUUAAGUAAUUUGGGCAGUCCCCAGAUGGGUUCUGGGCAGGGACAGCAAGUCCAUAUGCAGAACAGGAGUAGACAGAGCACAAGGACAACUCAGACGGAGAAAUUUUCUGGGAACCCUGGCCAUCUGUUCACGGGGUUUACUUUUGCCUUCCUGACCCGCUUGAGUCUUAUCAUUCACCACCUCCUCUCCAUCACCACCCGAGUGUCCUACAGUUCAAUUCUGAUGCGACCUGGGGUCAGCACAGAAACUACGUUAAGGACUCAGUCCCAGGGGCUUCCCUGGUGGCACAGUGGUUAAGAAUCCGCCUGCCAAUGCAGGGGACAUGGGUUCAAGCCCUGGUCCGGGAAGAUCCCACAUGCUGCGGAGCAACUAAGCCCAUGAGCCACAACUACUGAGCCCACGAGCCACAACUACUGAAGCCCGCAUGCCUAGAGCCCGUGCUCCCCAACAAGAGAAGCCACCGCAAUGAGAAGCCCGCACACCGCAACGAAGGGUAGACCCCAUUUGCCGCAACUAGAGAAAGCCUGCGCGCAGCAACAAAGACCCAACCCAGCCAAAAAUAAAUACAUAAAUAAAUAAAUUAAAAAAAAAAAAAGAACUCA
Messenger RNA from Globicephala melas (long-finned pilot whale), 13383 nucleotides. RefSeq names its product pericentrin (gene PCNT). Lineage: Eukaryota; Metazoa; Chordata; Mammalia; Artiodactyla; Delphinidae. The record is from RefSeq and is a predicted model, not a curated record. Gene Ontology annotation, molecular function: molecular adaptor activity. Gene Ontology annotation, biological process: signal transduction.